Molecule: messenger RNA, 3465 nt
Organism: Oncorhynchus mykiss (rainbow trout)
Lineage: Eukaryota; Metazoa; Chordata; Actinopteri; Salmoniformes; Salmonidae
Source: RefSeq, a predicted model, not a curated record
AAAUGGACCCGUCCCGGAUGCCGUACUAAACCCGGACAGGAUGUGGCUUUGAAUUAUGUUACCAGAAUGUGUUAGCUAAGGACAACGACUUGUAAGCAUAAUGACAAAAACAUGUUCCCCCAAGAAAAAAUAGCUUUUGUAUCAAAGUAGAGGAUCGUGGCGGGGAUGUGGCUACGUUAUGGGAAACGUUUUCGGGAGAAAGAGUCGCCCUUCUCGAGUUACAGAACAAGACCGAGCGAUUCUGCAACUGAAACAGCAGAGAGAUAAACUGAAGCACUACCAGAAGAGAGUCACCCUGCAGCUGGAGAAGGAGAGGAGUCUGGCCAAGCAGCUGCUGAAGGAUGGAAAGAAAGAGAAGGCACUGGUUCUUCUCAAGAAGAAGCGUUAUCAGGAUCAACUGCUAGACAAGACUGAGAACCAGAUAUCAAACCUGGAACGCAUGGUUCAAGACAUUGAGUUUGUCCAGAUCGAGAUGAAAGUCAUUGAGGGGCUAAAGGUUGGAAAUGACUGUCUGAAGAGUAUGCAUGAGGCCAUGUCACUAGAGGACGUGGAGAGGAUCAUGGAUGAGACCCAGGAUGCUAUAGAAUACCAGAGGCAAAUAGAUGAGCUGCUGUCAGGCUCCCUGACUCAGGAGGAUGAGGAUGCUGUGCUAUCUGAGCUGGAGGCUAUCACUCAGGGAGAAGAUGUAGAACUUCCAGAGGUCCCCACUGAGCCUCUACCAGAGGUCCCAGAACCAGCUGAGACCGAGCCAGGUAACGAGAGAAGACCAGCAAGGAACAAGGAGAACAGAGAGAUGCUGGCAGCGUAGAGACAAGACUCAACAAUAUCAACAGUAGCUGUGGAUGGAGCUAGUCCAACUGACUCAAUAACAACAACAGUAGCUGUGGAUGUAGCUAGUCCAACUGACUCAACAAUAUCAACAGUAGCUGUGGAUGGAGCUAGUCCAACUGACUCAAUAACAGUAGCUGUGGAUGUAGCUAGUCCAACUGACUCAAUAACAACAACAGUAGCUGUGGAUGGAGCUAGUCCAACUGACUCAAUAACAGUAGCUGUGGAAGUAGCUAGUCCAACUGACUCAAUAACAACAACAGUAGCUGUGGAUGGAGCUAGUCCAACUGACUCAAUAACAACAACAGUAGCUGUGGAUGUAGCUAGUCCAACUGACUCAACAACAGUAGCUGUGGAUGGAGCUAGUCCAACUGACUCAACAACAGUAGCUGUGGAUGUAGCUAGUCCAACUGACUCAACAAUAUCAACAGUAGCUGUGGAUGGAGCUAGUCCAACUGACUCAAUAACAGUAGCUGUGGAAGUAGCUAGUCCAACUGACUCAAUAACAACAACAGUAGCUGUGGAUGGAGCUAGUCCAACUGACUCAACAACAGUAGCUGUGGAUGGAGUUAGUCCAACUGACUCAACAACAACAAUAUCAACAGUAGCUGUGGAUGGAGCUAGUCCAACUGACUCAAUAACAGCAAUACCAACAGUAGCUGUGGAUGGAGCUAGUCCAACUGACUCAACAACAAUAUCAACAGUAGCUGUGGAUGGAGCUAGUCCAACUGACUCAAUAACAGUAGCAGCUGUGGAUGGAUCUAGUCCAACUGACUCAAUAACAACAACAGUAGCUGUGGAUGUAGCUAGUCCAACUGACUCAACAACAGUAGCUGUGGAUGGAGCUAGUCCAACUGACUCAACAACAGUAGCUGUGGAUGUAGCUAGUCCAACUGACUCAACAAUAUCAACAGUAGCUGUGGAUGGAGCUAGUCCAACUGACUCAAUAACAGUAGCUGUGGAAGUAGCUAGUCCAACUGACUCAAUAACAACAACAGUAGCUGUGGAUGGAGCUAGUCCAACUGACUCAACAACAGUAGCUGUGGAUGGAGCUAGUCCAACUGACUCAAUAACAGCAAUAUCAACAGUAGCUAUGGAUGGAGCUAGUCCAACUGACUCAACAACAACAAUAUCAACAGUAGCUGUGGAUGGAGCUAGUCCAACUGACUCAAUAACAGCAAUACCAACAGUAGCUGUGGAUGGAGCUAGUCCAACUGACUCAACAACAAUAUCAACAGUAGCUGUGGAUGGAGCUAGUCCAACUGACUCAAUAACAGUAGCAGCUGUGGAUGGAUCUAGUCCAACUGACUCAACAACAACAAUAUCAACAGUAGCUGUGGAUGGAGCUAGUCCAGCUGACUCAAUAACAGUAGCUGUGGAUGUAGCUAGUCCAACUGACUCAAUAACAACAACAGUAGCUGUGGAUGGAGCUAGUCCAACUGACUCAACAACAGUAGCUGUGGAUGGAGUUAGUCCAACUGACUCAACAACAACAACAGUAGCAACAGUAGCUAUGGAUGGAGCUAGUCCAACUGACUCAAUAACAACAACAGUAGCAACAGUAGCUAUGGAUGGAGCUAGUCUAACUGACUCAAUAACAACAACAGUAGCAACAGUAGCUAUGGAUGGAGCUAGUCCAACUGACUCAAUAACAACAACAGUAGCAGCAGUAGCUAUGGAUGGAGCUAGUCCAACUAACUCAACAACAACAUCAACAGUAGCUAUGGAUGGAGCUAGUCCAACUGACUCAAUAACAACAACAUCAACAGUAGCUAUGGAUGGAGCUAGUCCAACUGACUCAAUAACAACAACAUCAACAGUAGCUAUGGAUGGAGCUAGUCCAACUGACUCAAUAACAACAACAUCAACAGUAGCUAUGGAUGGAGCUAGUCCAACUGACUCAACAACAAUAUCAACAGUAGCUGUGGAUGGAGCUAGUCCAACUGACUCAAUAACAGUAGCAGCUGUGGAUGGAUCUAGUCCAACUGACUCAAUAACAACAACAGUAGCUGUGGAUGGAGCUAGUCCAACUGACUCAACAAUAUCAACAGUAGCUGUGGAUGGAGCUAGUCCAACUGACUCAAUAACAGUAGCUGUGGAAGUAGCUAGUCCAACUGACUCAAUAACAACAACAGUAGCUGUGGAUGGAGCUAGUCCAACUGACUCAACAACAGUAGCUGUGGAUGGAGCUAGUCCAACUGACUCAAUAACAGCAAUAUCAACAGUAGCUAUGGAUGGAGCUAGUCCAACUGACUCAACAACAACAAUAUCAACAGUAGCUGUGGAUGGAGCUAGUCCAACUGACUCAAUAACAGCAAUACCAACAGUAGCUGUGGAUGGAGCUAGUCCAACUGACUCAACAACAAUAUCAACAGUAGCUGUGGAUGGAGCUAGUCCAGCUGACUCAAUAACAGUAGCUGUGGAUGUAGCUAGUCCAACUGACUCAAUAACAACAACAGUAGCUGUGGAUGGAGCUAGUCCAACUGACUCAACAACAGUAGCUGUGGAUGGAGUUAGUCCAACUGACUCAACAACAACAACAGUAGCAACAGUAGCUAUGGAUGGAGCUAGUCCAACUGACUCAAUAACAACAACAGUAGCAACAGUAGCUAUGGAUGGAGCUAGUCUAACUGACUC